AUCGAAGCUGUGGCAGGUGACCUACUUUCUGGAACGGGGCGUUCUUCAAAGACGACGUCCUCAACGCCACGAAGGACGAAGGAUUUGUUUACUCCAUACUCAGACAUGGAGUUGACGACUCAGGGCGACGAGAGUGCAUUGAAAAUGUCGAAAUAUGAGAAACUUCUCGUUUCAUGCCUGAGAAGAGCGGUUCGUUUCAGGGCCAACAUCAUUGGUCGAGAAAGGGAAGAACAAAGCAACAGAAUUUAUCUCGCUUGCAUCCUAGAGUCGGAUUUGCCUCCAGCAGGAGGGUUUGAAACUCUGAAAUAUAAACGAAAUCUUCCUUAUCGUGGCCCAAGUGGUCUCGUCCUUCUUCUUGGAACCAUGGCCUUCUGUGGCUUUGGCUUUUAUCGUUAUGGUCAAGGUGCAAAUGAACGAAGUCUAUACACCCACAUAACCCCCCAGCAUUAUGUCCUUCGGACUCCAUUGACCGAGGCAUUGCUGUAUUCGUUUCUGAAUCAACAGCUACGAAGACCUGCCCCAUUCGUAUCGCGAAUGACUCCGGCGACAGGAGCAGAUCUGAUUUACUGGCUCAGAUGCGUCGAUCAUCGAGGUUAUUUCACGUUGUCCGUUCCAUCACGUCGGGUUGUCCUCCUGAGAUAUAGGGAGGUGACGUCCAGCUAUCAGCCACCAUACCACGCCAUAUGCCUGUCCUCCCUCCCCGUCGUGGAGGGGAAGAUAGCCAGUUGGAUGGGAAGCGGCCAAGCGCCUUCGGCCAGAGCCCGUACACCUCGCAGGACCCCGGAUGUCACACCCGCCCAGUCUCACAGCACCCUAGGCCUGCUGCCCUAA
Messenger RNA from Acaulospora colombiana, 831 nucleotides. Lineage: Eukaryota; Fungi; Glomeromycota; Glomeromycetes; Diversisporales; Acaulosporaceae. The record is from the annotation of a GenBank genome assembly.